UCCCAAGUUUUCAGGGAAACACCCGACAGAAACGAAAGCAAAAAUGUUUUAGCGUCGCUUCUUCCAGGAGGAACGCUUCGCGAGGCGAGAUCUGCGCGACUAUGGCCACCACACAAGCUGCCAAGCCAAAAAGAACCAUUGUGGUCUGCGGUGUUCCAGAUGGCCUCCUAAGUGACGACGUCAUGGCUGACAUAUUAAUGAUUCAUUUUCAAAAGGCAAAGAAUAAGGGUGGCGAUGUGGAGGAUGUUGCCUACCCGACAUCAACAGAAGGAGUGGCAUAUGUAACGUUUGAAGAUGAACGAGAUGCAGAAAAUGUUCUCAGGAAAGGCGACCACAGCCUGGAGGACAAGAGGCUGCUUGUGGGUUAUCCCUUGAAAGUGUCGUCAUAUGGAAAAAGUAUUUUUACCUGCGUGACAUGCAUCCUCAAUUUGUCCCCAUUUGGAGAGAAAUACAACUUGGAAAGUCUGGUGCAAGACUUCAAGAAGAAGUUCCCUAAUUUGAGCUUUGGGCUAUUACAGUCUGACGGGCUAAUAAGUGUACAGGGUCCAUUUUUAGCCAUCAGUGCCCUCCAAAAGGAUAUCUUAUUAAACAUAAAGCAUUCCCUUUCAGAACAACAUGCUGCAAGAAAUCUAAAAGCAUCAGAUCACAGGCCUGGUACAAGACAGGCAAACAGUGGAUUAUCCUCAGAGCUGAAAAAUAAUUUUGUGCAAAAUGCCAGUAAGGAGGAAGGACUGACUGUUGCCCUUGACACCGAUACAUAUCACUACAUGAGGACAUUUAGAGAAGAGUUUUACCAAAGGAGUCUAAGUGGUGUUAGUAGUUAUGCUGCUAUAGAUGGUCAGGUCACCACUAUAUAUCUAAAGAGUGACAGCACAAAACCAGGUUCCAGACCGUUAAGACAUGCAAAAGUUAGGGUUGAAGGCUUGUUGGCAGAAUUAUAUGGCUUUCUGCGUAAAGAAAGAUUGUCACAUGAAAAGUCCAACAACUCUGAGAAACGGAGACGUGAGCGUGCAUGUGAGAUGUUAAGGAGCCAGUAUCCAAACGUUCUGGUUCUAGCAUACCCAACUCACAUUGAUAUCAUAGGAUCCUCCUCAGACAUAUAUGAGUUUGCAAAACAAGUAAAUAAAAUGAUGGGAAAUGUCUCCAGAGAACCUUGGAGAUAGGCAACUGGUUAUUUUGAUCUCUUGAGGGCAGACCUAGAUUUUUAUGUUCGGCACAGGAGCUGCCACCGAAAGCUGCAACCUUCUGUUGUGUUCUCUGCAACACAGGGGUUCAUUUUGCUUCUUGAAUUGUGUUCUCUGCUUGUA
Molecule: messenger RNA, 1307 nt
Organism: Lacerta agilis (Sand lizard)
Lineage: Eukaryota; Metazoa; Chordata; Lepidosauria; Squamata; Lacertidae
Gene: RBM43
Product: RNA binding motif protein 43
Exons: 4
Coding region: 102-1163 (353 amino acids)
Molecular function (GO): RNA binding
Source: RefSeq, a predicted model, not a curated record